This is a messenger RNA of Schistocerca serialis cubense, 1175 nucleotides long. RefSeq lists its product as uncharacterized. NCBI's taxonomy places the organism in Eukaryota, Metazoa, Arthropoda, Insecta, Orthoptera, Acrididae. The transcript has 8 exons. Gene Ontology annotation, biological process: cell-matrix adhesion. The record is from RefSeq and is a predicted model, not a curated record. The coding region runs from base 42 to 1175 and encodes 377 amino acids. Gene Ontology annotation, cellular component: basement membrane.
CAGUAAGAAGAGGCUACUGUCUCUACCUAAAUCAGUACAAAAUGUGCACAAAGAGUAUCAUUGUAAUUGUAAUGUUAUUCACUUUCAUGAGUUGUAUAUACUGUCAAUACCUAGAUAGUGCUGAGACAUGUGACAGUAUUCUGUAUGGCUGUGACAGUGAAAGACAGUGUGUUACAGAUAUUACUGAGGAUGAUUGUCCAGCUGAUACCAUCUACUAUCCAACAGCCUCUUUGUGUGGUUGCUGUCCUGGUUGCAUUAAUGCAAUUGAAGGAAAAGAAUGUGAUAAAGAUGCAGCUGCAGAUACCAUGCAGUGUGCUCCUGGAUACAGUUGUACUACAAAAGGCUGUACCAAAGAUAGCAAAUCAUGUCCACAAUAUGGAUAUAACAAGGAUAUUACAUGGCAUCCAAGCUGUGAUGCGGAUGGAAAAUUUUCUGCUGUUCAAUGUAAGGGAGAGAGAGCUACAGGAAAGUGUUUCUGCUACAGUGAAGAUGGUGAAAGAAUAUUUGGUGAGGAAUGGUGGAAAGAUGCACAGAAUAUGACUUGUGCAUGCAGUAGGAAGGUAACCCAGCUCCAGCAACAAGGACGGACAAAUAUAACCCUUCACUGCAGUGAUGAUGGUAACUUUGAGGUUCUUCAGUGUGAUUCAGAGAUCUGUUGGUGUGCUGAUGAGAAAACUGGGAACCCAGUUUCAGUUUUUGUUCCAGAAACCAUGAUGACCACUCUCCCCUGCUAUGAUGCAGCAAAAGUUGGAACUCAGUAUUUGAGACAGUGUGAAAGUAUGGAAUAUGCUCAGAAUGUGAUACGUGAGAAACUUGAAAUCCAUGGAACAAUUUACGCAGAAAUGCCAUACGUGAACUGUGACCGUGAUGGCAGCUAUGGACGUAUUCAACAGCAAAGUUCUCAGGUCUUCUGUGCCUGGAAAGAUAAGACUACAAUUGAAAGCUAUUUUGCAGAGAUGACACAGAAGAGUACCAUGGACUGCAGAUGUGCCCGUGACACAAAAUACUAUGCAGCUGCUGGAUUUACUCCUGUGAUAACUUGUUCAGGAAAUGGGAACUAUCCCACUUUAUGGCAGACAGAGGAUGUACAGUACUGUCUUGAUAGUGAUGGUUUUGCCAUUUCACCAACAUUUGAUUUAAAUACAAAACUUGAUUGUACUGCAUACACAGUCUGA